Molecule: messenger RNA, 702 nt
Organism: Bathycoccus prasinos
Lineage: Eukaryota; Viridiplantae; Chlorophyta; Mamiellophyceae; Mamiellales; Bathycoccaceae
Product: ribosome-binding factor A
Exons: 1
Coding region: 1-702 (233 amino acids)
Biological process (GO): ribosome biogenesis; rRNA processing
Molecular function (GO): ribosomal small subunit binding
Source: RefSeq, a predicted model, not a curated record
AUGCGGAUGCUUUCCUCGAGAACGCGUGUGAGUGGUAAUGGCGCGCACUUCCUCGCCAUCGAGCGUACUAAGAGUAGUAGUGUUAGGAAUAAGAAUAAUAAGACGAGAAAAUUGUUGGUUGUGAAAGAAAUCGUCUGCGCGGACCCGAGAAGAGUCGCGCGAGUGCAACAACAAAUGCGACGAGAGAUUGGAAAUAUGUUCCAAAACGACGCGAAAAUCAAAGGGAUGUUGAACCCGGACGUGAAAUUCGGGGUGGACGUGAACAGCACGACGUUAGCGACGGUGGCGGAUUGCGAGGUAUCGAACGACUUGCAAGUGGUAAAAGUCUACGUCUCGGUCCUCGGCGACGAGAGAGGGAAGAAAAACGCCAUGAAAGGCUUGCAAAAGCUCGAAGGGUACGUGAGAGGUAAAAUCGGCUCGAAGAUCUCCCUGAGAUUAACUCCGGAAGUCCGAUUCGUGUUGGACGAAAGCUUCGAGCGAGGGCAAAAAGUAAACUCGAUUUUAGACGUCUUGAGAGAGGAACGCGAAAGAGGAUCUUCGUCGUCCUCAAACGCAACGAAAGAAGAGAUGAUGGCGAUCGAAGAUACCAUCGCGGAGAGAGGAGACGACGAAGAGGAGUGGUUAGAGGACGACGAGGACGAAGUUUUCGAGGAAGACGAGCAAGAGGUGGUGAUUAAACCUUUGAGGAGGAAGAAAAAUUGA